UGGGAAACUUAGCAAAAGAGAGCUGCAUUUCAAAAACCUGGUUUGUUUGUGGUGUGCAUGCAUGUGUGUGUGCAUGCAUGCAUGCAUGUGUGUGUCUGUGACUCAAAGUGUACUUCAAGAGACUAUCCGGACUUACUAUCUGUGUCCUUUUCAUCAUCUUCCUGCAUACCGUCCGCGUGGAUUGAUUUAAGUGUGUGCCAUCAAAUCGGGGUUGACUUUGAGCAACCACAUAAGUAGGUUUUUACCAGGAAGAUUCGCCCCUAACCUGGUCUUUCAGGUCUUCUACUAAUGCAUCCAUCGCUGCUGCAACUGAGUCCAUUCAAAUCCCUGAUGGUCACUCCUUUCUGUUGGGCUCCCACCUUUCCCAGCAUCAGAGCCUUUUCCAAAGAGCCGGGUCUUCUCAUAAUGCUUCUGAAAGAGAGGGACAAAUUGCAGGCUUUUGGAAGCAGUCAGGGUUCUGUUUGCAUUUGCACUUUGAUAUACAGAGCUGCGUUUCUGUUUAAACUGGAAAGAAGAUGCCUUAGUCCUGUUUAAAUGAAAAUACCUGAAAUGAUUAGCCUUGCAAAUGAUUAGUUGACUAAAUUUGUUUUGGAGGUAGGACUUGCGAGAGGAUUUAAGAGUCUUAGGCGAUCAUCCGGUGAAAUGUUAUGAAAGAGUGAUGCAGUGACUCAAAAAGCCAGUGCAGUAUUUAUUACAAGGCAUUGGCAGAAGAAUUGCAUCCAGAUCAGUGGAGGUAAUGGUUUCAUUAUGCUCUGCGUUGGUUUCAGCUCAGGGCAUAUUGUUCGGGCAUUGCUCUUUGAAAGGAACUGUUUCAGAGCACCCAGAGAGUUAAGGAGGCUGGAAGCCAGAUUGUGUGAGGAAUGGGUCAAGGAUCUGAGUAUGUUUCUGUUGCAGAAGAAAAGCCUCAGGGGAGAGAUGUCUACAAAGAUCUAAAAGGCUGGUGCCUGCAGAGUGCUUAAGUGAAUGUGUUCUCUAUUGAGACCGAAGAAAGGAGGAGAACUACUGGUAGCUGAAAUUAAAAGAAAGAUUGACAGCUGAAUAUUAGGCAGAAGUUGCUGUCGGGGAUUGAAAAUGUGCCAACAACAAUGCUAGGAUUACAAUGGGAAGUGUCACACUUCGCUAUUUUUGCUAUGGCUGUCUCUUUACGUCCGUAACCUGGACAGUUCUGCUGUUUGUUUAUUUUAAUUUCAGCGAAGAGACCCAGUCUUUUAAAAAUGUGCCCAUCAAGGGGCUUGAACCCCAGAAGCCCUUCUCCAGAAGAUUCCAUCCCCAGCUUGUGAAUGGACCAGGACAAAUGCAGGAAUCUAAGCCCAGAUAUGGCAAGAUCAGGAAUCCCUUAGGAAAUGCUGCUCAGGAUCUCCUCAAGAGCGAUGCAGAGUUUUCCCCUGAAAUGGGUAUGAUUUUCAAUGAACAGGAUCAGGAAGUGAGAGAUUUGGGCUAUCAGAAGCAUGCUUUCAAUGUGCUCAUCAGCAACCGAUUGGGAUAUCACAGAGACGUGCCAGAUACGAGGGACAGAAAGUGCAAAGAAAAAAUAUAUCCUCAUGACCUGCCCUCUGCUAGUAUUAUAAUUUGCUUCUAUAAUGAAGCUUUCUCUGCCUUGCUUCGGACCGUUCAUAGUGUUCUGGAUCGAACACCAUCGCAUCUUCUCCAUGAAAUUAUUUUGGUGGAUGAUAGAAGUGAAUUAGCUGAUUUAAAAGAAGACUUGGACAUAUAUUUAACAAAAGAUCUUCCAAAUAAGGUGAAACUAGUAAGAAAUGAAAAUCGCGAAGGGCUAAUUCGAGGGAGAAUGGUUGGAGCUUCCCAUGCUACAGGAAAAGUGCUUGUGUUUCUGGACAGCCAUUGUGAAGUGAAUGAGAUGUGGUUGCAGCCCUUGCUGACACCCAUCCAGGAAUCCCGCAGGACAGUUGUGUGUCCCGUGAUUGAUAUCAUCAGCGCAGACACCCUGACUUACAGCUCUUCUCCCGUUGUCCGCGGAGGGUUCAACUGGGGCCUUCACUUUAAGUGGGAUCUCGUUCCUUUGUUGGAGAUGGAAGGACCCGAACAAGCCACUGCUCCCAUCAAGUCUCCCACAAUGGCAGGAGGCUUGUUUGCGAUGGACAGAGAAUAUUUCAAUGCACUUGGACAGUAUGACAGUGGCAUGGACAUCUGGGGAGGGGAAAAUCUGGAAAUAUCAUUUCGGAUUUGGAUGUGUGGAGGCAAACUUGUCAUCAUCCCUUGCUCCAGAGUUGGGCACAUCUUUCGCAAAAGGCGCCCUUAUGGGUCUCCAGGCGGGCAGGACACAAUGGCACACAAUUCUCUACGCCUCGCACAUGUGUGGAUGGAUGAAUACAAGGAACAAUAUUUUGCCUUACGUCCAGAGCUACGAACAAGGAACUAUGGAAAUAUUACUGACCGUGUGGAAUUAAGAAAAAAAUUAAACUGCAAAUCAUUUAAAUGGUAUUUAGACAAUGUGUAUCCAGAGAUGCAGAUCUCUGGGCCCAAUGCCAAGGUACAGCCUCCAAUCUUUUUCAAUAAAGGACAGAAAAGACCAAAAUUACUGCAACAAGGAAGGUUGUAUCACCUUCAAACUAAUAAAUGUCUGGUGGCGCAAAGCAACCCCAGUCAAAAAGGAGGACUUGUGGUGGUCAAAGAAUGUGACUACAGUGAUAAAAAUCAGAUAUGGAUGUAUAAUGAGGAUCACGAAUUAAUCUUAAAUAACCUCCUGUGUUUGGAUGUAUCUGAAACACGCACAUCCGAUCCACCACGCCUUAUGAAAUGCCACGGCUCAGGAGGAUCUCAGCAGUGGCUACUUGGGAAAAACAAUCGGCUGUAUCAGGUAUCUGUUGGGCAGUGCAUGAAGGUGGUUGAUCCACUUAAUCUCAAAGGCUACGUCACCAUGGCCAUUUGCGAUGGCUCUUCCCUUCAGCAGUGGCGCUUGGAGAACUGAGUGCUGCCUCAAGGAAUGCCCACUUGCACAGGGACUCUUAGCUUAGUACACUAUUUUCUAAGGCUGGCAAUCCUUGCUGCUAUUUCUAACCCUGAACACUUACAGGAAAUUAUUUUAAUGGUUAAAAUCACAAUGGACGGCAAUCUUUCAAGUGUGGAACAGAAGCGGGUGCAUUUCUUGCCCCUUCUUUCUGCAGGAGUAGAAGUGCAAUGACAUUACUUGGAGUUCAACAGUAUAUGGAAGUACUCUGUGUCAUAAUUAGGACAAUGUAAUUUAAUUAGUGGAUGCAUCUAAUGAAGCUGGCCUAAAUGGUCUGUCAGAAACCUACCGUGUUUUGCCAGUAUUUCUUGCAGAAUAUUAUGGUACUUUUUUCAUUUGCAUUUAUGGCUGGAAUUCUGGAAAAAAAAGUAUGUUUUAGCUCUGCUUUUCUUGUAAAUAAUUUUAUUAAUUUUAGCCUACUUAAAUGUCUCGUUUGUCAUGUCCUGUAAUAUUUGAACCCGUUCAGGAUGCCGUUUUGAUGACUCCGAAGACCAAGUAGCACUUGCCUGCUUCAAUGCAGCCCCCACCAAGGCUCCCAUGUGUGCCAGGAAGCCCAUAGGGUGACUGUGGGAGUUGUCUCAGAAUUCCUCAGCUGGCAUGUUGACGGGAAUUCUGGGAGUUGAAGCGUAGACAUCUUAAACUUGUUAAGGUUGAGAAAUUCUGCAUGAGAGGAGGAGGGGCAAAGGGCGGGUGGCAUGACUUUUCUGUUCUUGUAAAGCAGUUUGGAAUUACACAGUAUAAAACAGCAUUUUUAAAAAGUUUACAGAUGGUCCUUGACGUGUGACUAUAAUAGAGACUGCCCAUUAUGGUUGUUACGUCGUAAUAGUUGUAAAGCAAUUUUAUAACUUUUUUGCGGCAGUUGGUAAGCAAACCAGUGGUUCUCUACAGACACAUUUUUGCUGAAAAUUGGAUGUAAAUGUCAGUUUUUGGCAAAACCAUCAUAAAACAUGGUCAAUGAUUGUGGGAUGCUGCAGAUGGCGGUAAAUGGAGCCUUGUUGAAAAGUGCCCAAAUUUUGGUGAUGUGACUCUGGAGGAACCUCCAUCAAAAUUUGGAAUCCAGGUCUUAAGUCCCCUUUUGGAUCAGUUGUAACUUCAGAUGGUUGAUAAGUGGUGAUUCUAUGUUUAGGACUUACCUGUACAUUGCUUGAGUUUUUACUAUACUCAGUUCUACCCCCACUUGUUUGUGAAGAGGUAAAAAAAAAAACCAGAUCUUUUUACAUUUUAGAAGAUAUUGACACCCAUAAGUAUUUGUGAGAAGCUUGAAUUUGAUACUGUACUGAAAACUUUCAUCGGGAAUCCUGAUCCUUAAUUUAUGGAGUGAAGGUUUAAGGCCCAUAUUAAAGAUUGCAAAUGGUAGUAGAUUCUAGUUAAGGUUUUAGUAUUCCUUUUUAAAACCAGGCAGCAUAUGAAGUAUAGCUUAGAAAAAUGUUUAUGAUUUAUCUUUGCAUUAUCGUGGGGAGAGAACAAAUAUCCAUUUUUAUGUAUGUUGUAUUGCAUUUUUAUUAUUAACACUAGGUGUUAUUGACACUCAUAUUAGCAACUGUCCCUUUGGUCUCUAGUGUACAUUAAAUGCUUGAGAACCUUA
Crotalus tigris (Tiger rattlesnake) is the source of this 4550-nucleotide messenger RNA. RefSeq names its product polypeptide N-acetylgalactosaminyltransferase 11 (gene GALNT11). Gene Ontology annotation, biological process: regulation of Notch signaling pathway. Gene Ontology annotation, cellular component: Golgi apparatus. The record is from RefSeq and is a predicted model, not a curated record. Lineage: Eukaryota; Metazoa; Chordata; Lepidosauria; Squamata; Viperidae. The transcript is spliced from 12 exons. Gene Ontology annotation, molecular function: Notch binding. The coding region runs from base 1100 to 2926 and encodes 608 amino acids.